GGCCUAGAUCUAACUAUUGUUAUAUUAAUAUACAAGAGCUAUACUAUAUGAGGUUUAGUAUAAAUCCUGGGCUCGUGGUAGCUCACUGUCACUGAGCAUUGACGGGAGGUACCCCGCGAAUGAUCUUUCUUUCUGGGGAUUUGACACCAUUAGACUACGUACUAAAUUCAUGAUCCAACUGCCUAUAGCUAAUGUCACUUAGAAAUGAAGGAUCAAGGAUUACAGGUGGUCUGUUUCUGGAGAACAACACACCGGACCGAUCAAUCAGACCGGCACAUCCUCGUCCCGUCUGGAGCCCGAGGGUAAGGGGGCUGGACCCUGCUGGUCAUGCCACGGCCGGUCGAUGGUACCUUGGUUCUCCAAAUGUAUAAGAACAAAGAGACUACCUGAUGCUCGAAAUCCUUCUCGCUCUACAUGAACUGAUACAGAUUUCGCCCUUUACCUAAUCCUUUCGGCUCCCACAACGGCUUUUAAGCACCAUCAAACCAUGAUCGGCGUUCUUGGAGCCUCCGGUACGAUUGGCAGCUUACUGGUAUCGAAGCUGAGUGGUCAAGGACAUGCAACUCGUGCGCUUGUUCACCACUUCAAAGGGGCAACUCAGCUUGCUCUUCCUCAUGUGGAGGUCCAAAUUGGAGACUACAGCAACGAUGUCGACCUCCACAAAUUUCUCGCGGGCUUGGAUCAGCUAUUUCUGUUAACAGCACCGUCAGAAGAACAGCUUGAAGUCGAGAACCAUAUCAUCGACCUGGCGAAAGAUGCAAGCGUAAAAGGCAUUACCAAAUUAUCCGCCUGGACAGCCGCAGAAGACUCGCCCUUGUUGCUCAGUCGGCAGCAUCACGCCAUAGAAGUUUACCUUGCUGCGAGUGGAAUCCCGUAUACCAUCUUGGAGCCCCACACAUUUAUGCAGACUACAAGCAUGACUUUCUCUGACGAGAUUGGUCGUAACAGGACCAUGACCUCUUCCGUCACAUCAGAAGCUGGUAUAUUCAUGGUGGAUGUACGUGACGUUGCCGAGGUUGCAGCCGCUGUUCUCACCCAUGCGCAACACCGCGGUGAGACUUUGGUCAUUCACGGCCCCGAAGCACUCUCAUAUGUGGAUUGUGCCAGUCUGAUCUCCAGACAUCUUGACCGGGAGAUCCGAUACCAUCUGGUUUCCCACUCUGAGGCCAAGGAACGAUUUCUGAAAGCUGGAAUGGGAGAAUUCCUAGCCGACACACUCACCACACUCUCCCAGAUGUACAACUCCGGUAGAUACGAGCCUGCGUCAAAUACAGUUAUUGAGGAUUGGGCUGGACACCGUCCGCGAACAUACCAAGACUUCCUGGAAGAGUGUCCUGAUGCUUUUCAGUGAGAGAAAUCAUGUCAUUGGACUUAAGACUGUAUAACGUUGAAGAGUUACAUAGUUCAUCUUUGCAACGUACUUGCCCGUAGAAAGGUUCAUUCCCGCAGUCAAAGUUUGAAUCUUUUACACAAUCCAAACUGUUAAACCGUCUCUUCGUGAGAAGGCCAGCCAUCUUUCGACC
This is a messenger RNA of Aspergillus pseudotamarii, 1523 nucleotides long. RefSeq lists its product as uncharacterized. Bases 488 to 1351 code for a protein of 287 amino acids. The transcript has a single exon. Lineage: Eukaryota; Fungi; Ascomycota; Eurotiomycetes; Eurotiales; Aspergillaceae. The record is from RefSeq and is a predicted model, not a curated record.